UAGCGCGCUCUCCUCCACCCUGCAUCCAGACACGGACAGAGCCAGACGGGAACCAUCUGUGUGCAGCCACACUGUAAACAGACGAGGAGCAGUUUUCAUGAAAGACAACAUCUCUGCUGCUGCUGCUCCUGCUGCUGCUGCUCGCUGGAGGAAGCCUUCACUCAGCGAUGCCUGGGAACCCACCAGCUGCUCCUCCAUGCUGUUUUCUGAGAAUGGAAUUAUAGUAGACCUCUCCAGGAUUUAGAUCAACUGCUAUCAUGUGGCAGCCUACCACCGGAGCAGGUGACAGCCUGUUGGAAACGUUACCUCACUGGAGUAAGCGAGCGAAAUGGGCCCCCUUCCUCACCCUCUGCGUGGCUCUUCUCUGGCCUCCAGGGGCAGAGGCGUCGACCCUCAACUGCCACAAGACGUGCAUCUGUGCCUCCAACAUAGUCAGCUGCUCCAAGAUGAAUUUGACCACUGUCCCCGUUGUCAUACCGCACUACACUGGCGUACUGGAUCUCAGCUACAAUGAGAUCGCACGGCUGCGAUCCGAGUGGACCCCAGUCAAGCUCCCAAAGCUCCACAACCUCCUCCUCAGCCACAACGGACUCCAGUUCCUGUCUUCAGAGGCGUUCGUGUAUGUGAAGAACCUGCGCUACUUGGACCUGUCCUCCAACAACUUGCGGCUGCUGGAGGAGUUCAUCUUUGAGCCCUUGGUCAACCUGGAUGUCCUGCUGCUGUAUAAUAACCACAUUUCCCAGAUUGACCGCGCAGCCUUUACUGGCAUGAUCAACCUUCAGAAGCUCUACCUUAGCCAGAACCAAAUCUCCCGCUUCCCCCUGGAGCUAGUGAAGGAGAAGUCCCGCCUGGAGAAGCUUAGCCUCCUGGACGUGUCCUCCAACAAGAUCAAGAUGUUUCCCAUUGAAGACCUCCAGGUGCUGCCUGCUUGGAUUAGAAAUGGCCUCUAUUUCCACAAUAACCCUCUGCUGUGUCACUGUGAUCUGUACACACUCCUAGCACAUUGGUACCUUCGAAAACUCAACUCCGCUGUGGACUUCAAAGAUGACUACACGUGUAUUCUGCCUGGCCUGCAAAAAACACAAGUAGGUGUUUUUGACCUCAGCGGCGACGUUAUGAACUGCAGCACAUUCAAGGAGGCGGAUGAAGAAGGUUUCCUUGAGCAAAAGCUCACCCUGGGAUGUGACACCAAACACAGGGACAUGAUAAAGACUUGGAAAAUGCCCGGCAAUGUGCCGGUGUCACCUGGAAGCAACCAGACGGCCAAAGUCUUGCAGGAUGGACGUCUACAGAUUAGUUCGGUGAGGUCUGAGGACUCUGGGACCUACACAUGCUUUGCGACGAGCGAGGCCUACAAUGAGACGAUCUACGUGGUGCUGAAGGUUCAUAACUUCACCAUGCAUGGGGGCGGGGAGUCCAUGAACACAGCAUAUACCACCUUGGUGGGCUGCCUGGCCAGCGUUGUGCUGGUGCUCAUGUACCUUUACCUGACGCCGUGUCGCUGCUUCUGCUGCCCCAACAAGGGCAAGGCUCGUGGUGAGGACAGCAUCCACUCCUCCAUGCUCAGUGUUUCACCGACCCACGAGGACCCGGAACUCAAAGCUGAGCUGAACAGGCACGUGGCGUUCAUAGACUCAAAGGACUUGCAGGGCCAGAACGGGAAGCUGAACCCAAACGGGAAGGAGGACGAUGAUGAUGUGGAUGCAGAGGCUGGCUCUCUAAUGAAGGGGAAGAGGAAGAAGUCGGUAGCAGAGUCCAUUAGCUCCGUCUUUUCAGACACUCCCAUGGUGGUCUGAGACGCAGUGGCGGAUUCCACAUGACUGGAUGUACAUGGUACAACAUGAGCCAUGUUUUAGCUAUUGUAAACUGUGACUUACCUUGUGGGAGAAAACAGACCAUGGGUGUUAUUCUGUGGAUGGUGACAAGUGGAAAUGAGGAUCUCAAAGGGAGUAAAAAAAAAACUUUUCCAGCAUUUCAAUCUGUAGCACUUACUAUUCAUAC
This is a messenger RNA of Pleuronectes platessa (European plaice), 2001 nucleotides long. It is a transcript of the gene amigo1, whose product is annotated as adhesion molecule with Ig-like domain 1. The transcript is spliced from 2 exons. The record is from RefSeq and is a predicted model, not a curated record. NCBI's taxonomy places the organism in Eukaryota, Metazoa, Chordata, Actinopteri, Pleuronectiformes, Pleuronectidae. Gene Ontology annotation, molecular function: protein binding. The coding region runs from base 258 to 1796 and encodes 512 amino acids. Gene Ontology annotation, biological process: brain development.